AUGCUCACGAAAAGCCUCCACGAGUCACGGUGGGCAACUCCUCAGUCCACAACACCCCCCAAAACUGCACCGUCGCCUUCUUCUGCUCAAGAACUCGCGCGCUUCUUGAAGAUCGUUUCGCGACUAAAAUGGAAACUCCCAUUUUUAUCGGAGGGCUAUCGAUUAGCCACGGCCCGCUACAAUAUGUCCCCCGCUGACAUUCAUUACGCCGAGAUAAUGUUUAAGAUCGAUUUUCACGAGUACUACGCCUUGCUCGAACGUGCCAUUGUGCAUUUGCUCGCGGUUUGGAAUAUUACAGUUUCGCGAUACAAACCGACUACCAGCUCAGCCACCUCCAGCGAUCGGUGGUCUUCGAAUCAUCGAUACCACGCCAAUGUCCUAGAGGCAUUAGAGCGAAAAUCCUGCCCUUUAUACGCUGCGCUAGGAAGCGGGUCAGUUCGCGAUCAACUACGACGAGCAAAACAACUUCGAAAUCAAUGGAAGACCGCAGACUCUCCCGAAGACGACGAGCAAGACAUAUCAGCUGCUUCCUCUAGAGACGACACGGCAUCGUUAGAGAGUUACGAUCUGGAAGGGAUAUUAACAGGUAUUUUCAGCGGCUUGGAACAAGGACAUGCACUUGCGCAAGACCAUGUUUCCAGCAAUAAUCCUGAGAUGGGGAUAGAGACCACAACCGGCGGGGAUACCGAAGCCGAUUGGGAUUUUAUUGUCGAUGCUAUGGACUGGGAAGCCGUUUAG
Molecule: messenger RNA, 738 nt
Organism: Talaromyces marneffei
Lineage: Eukaryota; Fungi; Ascomycota; Eurotiomycetes; Eurotiales; Trichocomaceae
Exons: 1
Coding region: 1-738 (245 amino acids)
Source: RefSeq, a predicted model, not a curated record